AAUCCACGAUACGACAAUUACUCGCAGAUCAACACAACCACCGUGUCAGAUCUCUGACUCACUGGACAAACGCCGGUUUUCUCUAUCUAGAAAACAACACACACAGAGAGAUAGAGAGAGGGAGACAACAGGCGGAUAUGACGGAGCCGAAAGACCCGGCGAUCAAGCUCUUCGGGAAGACGAUUCCUUUGCCUGAGAUCCCUCCUUUUGCUGUUGAUGAUGGGGACAAUCAGGACCGUCCAUCUUCUACAAAUUCGUCCACAGAGGAGGAUAAGAACAUAGAUGCUGAGGAGGGAGAUGUUGUUGAUAAGGAUGCAACUGAAGAAAAACCAAGUGACACUAAGCCGGAAGAUGGAGCCCCAUCUGUGGCUUCAGAUGAAUCCAGAAAUCCAGACACGACAUCAGGGACGAAUGAGAACUCUAAGACAUCGCCUGUGAAAGAAAGUGACACAUCAAAAACUUCAAAGACAGAGGAAGAACAGAGUGAGACAAGUACUUCGCAAGAAAAGACCACCCUCAAGAAACCAGAUAAGAUUCUUCCAUGUCCUCGCUGUAAUAGCAUGGAUACCAAGUUCUGCUACUACAAUAAUUACAAUGUCAACCAACCCAGGCAUUUCUGCAAGAACUGCCAGAGAUACUGGACUGCUGGAGGGACCAUGAGGAAUGUGCCCGUUGGUGCAGGUCGUCGCAAGAACAAGAACUCAGUUUCUCACUUCCGUCAGAUAGCUGUUUCCGAAGCUCUCCAUAAUGCUCGAACUGAUGUACCAAAUGGUGUUCGUCCUUCAUUGAAAAGUAAUGGUACAGUCCUUGCUUUUGGUUCAGAUACACCUCUGUGUGAAUCUAUGGCUUCUGUCUUGAAUAUUGCUGAUAAAUCAGUGCGGCACUGCACGCAAAAUGGUUUUCAUAAACCCAAUGAGUUAAUGAUACCAAUUUCUUAUGGAGGUAGAGAAAAUGGAGACAGUUGUUUGAACGGUUCUUCAGCAAUGGCUUCAAAUUCAAAGAAUGAAGCAGGUAACACUGUGUCACAAGAGCAGGUAUUAAGAAAUUGUCAGGCCUUCCCACAACAAAUACCAUGCUUUCCUGGUGCUCCAUGGCCAUAUCCUUGGAAUUCAGCUCAGUGGAGCCCUCCAAUGCCCCCUCCGGCUUUCUGCCCUCCAGGGUUUCCUAUGCCAUUCUACCCUGCAACACCUUAUUGGGGUUGCACAGUACCAGGUCCUUGGAACAUCCCAUGGCUUCAUCAGCCCUCUUCUCCAAAGCAAGCUGCAUCAAACUCAGGGCCUAACUCGCCAACCUUGGGGAAACAUUUGAGGGAUGAAAAUACGGCUAAAGCCAGCAACACUGGAGAGGAAGAAACUUCAAAAGACAACCACACAGAAAGAUGCCUUUGGGUUCCAAAAACCUUGAGGAUUGAUGAUCCUGGAGAAGCUGCAAAGAGCUCUAUAUGGACGACACUCGGGAUUAAGAAUGAUAAAGUUGAUUCAUUUGGUGGAGGAGGACUGUUUAAGUCUUUUCAAUCGAAAGGCGAUGAAAAGAGUCAUACAACUGAAUCCACUCCAGUUUUACAUGCCAACCCAGCUGCAUUAUCUAGGUCACAGAACUUCCAUGAGACCUCAUGAUUGGAUAGCUUACAAGCUAGGUAAGUGCUUCCUUGUGGUGCAAAGAGACUUGUGUUAUCAGCUGAUACAUACACACCCUCACUCAUUUUGAACACCAAAAGGCCAUGUGCAAUAGACCAGACUCAUCUGUAACUUAUAAUUCUUAAAAGUAUUCCAGCCGAAAAGAAAUGCAGGAGGAGGAUCUACGAUUAAAUUCUCCAAGGUUGGUAAUUUUAAAUCCUAGUUAUACCAUAAUUAGUCACUAUUUUUUUUUUUUUUUGCUUCGGAUUGAAUGCCUGUAACCAAGAAGUGAUUUUCUUUCAUUUCUUUUGGUUCUCUUUUUCUUUCUUUCCAGUUAGAUGUUUUAUUGAGGUUGUGUACAUAUUUAUAUUUUGAGAUUGAGAGCUAGGACGGUAUGUAACUUAUGUCUCAAGAUCCCUGUUGUACUAAAAUAAAUUUGGGGAAUUAAGAAUCGAACUUUGAGUUCUUGCUUUUCA
Tripterygium wilfordii is the source of this 2092-nucleotide messenger RNA. Its product is annotated as cyclic dof factor 2-like. Bases 138 to 1616 code for a protein of 492 amino acids. Lineage: Eukaryota; Viridiplantae; Streptophyta; Magnoliopsida; Celastrales; Celastraceae. The record is from RefSeq and is a predicted model, not a curated record. Gene Ontology annotation, biological process: regulation of DNA-templated transcription. Gene Ontology annotation, molecular function: DNA binding; DNA-binding transcription factor activity. The transcript is spliced from 2 exons.